Chara braunii is the source of this 4982-nucleotide messenger RNA. The record is from the annotation of a GenBank genome assembly. NCBI's taxonomy places the organism in Eukaryota, Viridiplantae, Streptophyta, Charophyceae, Charales, Characeae.
UCUGUUAUGCAUGUCAUCAGCCUGGACAUCUAGCCCGUGAUUGCCCUCACAGGCCUCUGCAACAGCGCAUCGGGGUCGCGCCGAUGGCUGCGGCCCCCAUCGCUAACGGACCAGGACGAGUAGGAGCUUUGAUGGAAGAAGUAGACAGUGGGGGGAGUGCCUUAGCCACCACGGAAGAGGCCGCCGAACUAAUCCCGUUAGAUCAGUACGUAUCACUUGGUUACCCCGGGCUUGGAAUGAUCGGAACGAUCAUACCAGCACCAGAACAGAAAGAGAUGGCCGAGUGGCGACCUUCUCCAGGAGAGAUGGAGUUGGGAGGACCCACCUUCGUCACCGGGGAAAUCGAUGUGCUGAACAUCAUUCGAGCCCUGGACCAUCGGAUUCCGCUCCCGAUCGGUCAUUUGCUUUCGAUCUCGGAACAAGCUAAUGAGCGAAUGCUACAGCACUGCAAGGCGAAUCGAAAACGAUUCGCCCUCGCGCGAACACCGAACGUAAAGGCCAAAAGCCCCUCGCCAGAAGAAAAUAUGGCAGGCUCGUCGGAUCCAAUACGGGUAGGAUUAAUACUAAAAGACGAUCAUUUCCUACGAAUUAAACCCAUCCCGUGGAAAUCUACGGAGUGCGAUAUUGAAAUAUGGGGAAUUCCGUACAAUGCAAUCAUCGACCCGGCAGCCGCUGUUUUGGCUAUCUCGCUGAGAGUGGUCGAAAGGGCAGAUGGAAAGUCAUCGACGAAUGAUGCGGACAACAGUGAUGAGGAUGACCCGGAGAUCUCGAAGCUAGCACGACAGUGUGUUUACUACCCGCCACCCAGAACGAUAGCAAGAACGAUGCAUCUGACCAGUAGAAACGUCCAAAGGACCAAGGCGAUGAUCUUGGGUGAACCCCUCGUGCAGAUUUCGAGGAUGGUCGAUUCUUUGGAACCCCCUCAAACCCUGUACGAAGGGAUCACCCCGCUUCUCUCCCGAUACAGCGACAAAAAGCACUACUGCGACAUUACAGAUCUACCAAGGUCCCUUUUGACACCUACCAAAGAAGUGCGAUUGUUACGCUUAGGGGCGGAAGCAAGUUCUCUGGAACCCCCUGGGCGUCUCGAAGCAGAAACGGACAAACUGGGGAUAAAGAUCGCAACUAAGGACGUGCCAUGGCAAGAUAUUUUUGACGGGAUUACCCCGGAAGGACACGUGGCAAUCCGGGAAGAAGAUGCCCAGAUGAUGGCCACGGUGUUCUCUUGGCGAUCGGAUCACUCCUUCAUUUUUGCACCCCCGCUUGAUGUGGCGAAACCUGCACACACAAAACAGAUAGAUGUACGGAUCUGGGAUCAACUUUUUGAGUUACACGUGCCACAGUACGUACCCGAUGAAAUUCAUCGGGUGAUUGCAGACAUUUUGACGGAAUAUCGGGGAGCGAUUAGCGUGACAGACACUGACAUUGGCCUGUUGCAAGUUAUUCAACACGAAAUACAGACGGGAAAUCACUCCCCGAUCCAUUGUAAACCGUACCGAUACUCCCUGAUAGAACGCAAAAAGGCCCUCGCGCGAAUUCAAGAAUUUGAAACCUGCGGAUGGAUUGAACCCGCCACCGGACCAUGGUCAUUUCCCGUUGUACUAGUGCCAAAGAAAAACGGAUCAAUCCGCAUAUGCAUCGAUUAUCGCAAGCUGAAUGAGAUCACGAUCAAAGAUGUGUACCCCCUCCCCCGAAUUGAUGAUUUGUUGGAUGCGAUUGGCUGCGCCAAAUAUUUCAGCAAGUUUGAUAUUCGGCAUGGCUUCCAUCACAUUCUGGUGAAGGAUGAAGAUCGGUCGAAGACGGCCUUCGUGUUGUUUGAAGGCACGUGGCAGUGGGUUCGGUGUCCGAUAGGGAUUUGCAACGCGCCUGCCACGUUUCAGCGAGCAAUGAACAUGACAUUCCAGAACUUCGUCAACAAGAUGCGGCUGACACAAGGGAUGAUCAACUUCUGCGUGAUCGUAUACAUGGACGAUAUCCUUGUCUACUCAGAGACCUAUCACGGGCACGCGCAACACAUCGAGUGGACAUUGGGAGCGCCGAGAGACGCUGGGUUCAAGAUCGCGCUAAAAAAGAGCGAAUUUUUCCUUUCGAAAAUUUCGUUCUUGGGCUAUGUCGUGACACGUGGAGGACUGCGACCGGACUCCAGAAAGGUUGCGGCGGCUUUCGCAACCCUCAAGGACGCUCUGGCGACGACCCCUAUUUUGAUUCGACCGGACCCCUCGAAACAGUUCAUUCUCAUCACGGACUGGCAACGGGAAGCUAUCUCCACUAUUUUAGCACAGAAGGGGAACGAUGGUCGUGAACACGUCAUCGAAUACGCGUCACGCACGAUACCGGACGAACGGAGGAAUGACUCGGCACCUCAAGGCGAAUGCUAUGCAGCGGUCUGGGGAAUCCAGCACUUCCAUCCAUAUCUCUACGGAAAGAAGUUUCGCCUAGUGACGGAUCACGAGCCUCUGGUAGCUUUGAAGAAGCUCACCAACUACACGGGCAUGAUUGGCCGUUGGGCGGUGCGGCUGCAAGAAUACGAAUUCGAUAUCGUCCAUCGAAAGAUGGAGCGACACGGCAACGCGAACGGGCUGACACGUCUGCAUCGACCUGCCAAGGAUUUCACCAAGGAGGAUCGGAGGAGGGCCAACAAGAGGGCUCGCGAUUACAGAUGGAUAGAGGGCAAAUUAGAAAAACGGAAAACUGACGGCAGUGGGAUUUGGAUGGUUGUACCGCAUCCGUUCAUGAGGUAUGACUGGGUUAAGACGGCACAUGAAGAAACUGCGGCUCAUUUCGCCAUACGUAUCACAGAGUCAGCUAUCGACAAAAAUGAGUGGUACUGGUCCAAUAUCCGCGACGAUGUAAAGUACAUCGUCGCCAACUGUCAAGUCUGCGACGCUGAUAAAGCGCCGAUUCAGCCGCCAAGAUCGAUAGUACCAACGGUAGUUGAACGGCCAUUUCAAAGAGUCAGUAUGGACACUACCGACAUAGUAGUGCCCCCUGGUCCUAAUAGUUGUGAGUAUUCAGUCCUAUUGGUAUUUGUCGACCAUUUUUCGAAAUGGAUCGAAGCCUACCCUUGUCGCACACAACAAGCCGCCGAAAUCGCGCGAUACGUCAACCGCUUUCUCGGGAUGCACCAGGAUACGGAAGAGAUCCUGACCGACAAUGGGGCUGAAUUCAGGGGAGAAGUGCUAAGGAAUCUGGUCUUACAUGGCGUCGCCAUACGGAAUACUGCACCCCACAUGUCGCAAUCCAAGGGGCUGGUGGAAAACGCGAACAGGGUGAUAAAGACGGCAUUGCGGCGGAAUAUCGAGGCACGAGAUCCGAGGCCCUGGCCCGAUAUCGUCGACCACAUCCUAGCGGUCCAUCGCGGUACACCUCAUGAAUCGACGGGGCUAAGCCCCUUCCAAUUGAGGACCAAUAGCGUCGCUUGCGUUUCGAUACCAAGCCUACUGGAUGAAUCCACACUGAACCGACGACCCACCAGGGCCACGGCUUGGGACAAGGCCAAACGACACUUGGAACUACUGGAACGGUCCUUGCCCAGGCUAGCCCGAAAACGGCACACGAUGACCGAAUUGGCCCAAGGCCGACAGGUCCGAAGCUAUGAGGCCCGGAAUGGGAACGCACGACCACGGCCCCAGUACAAAUUGGGGGACAUCGUGCAGGUGAGGAAAUGUGCUCGCCAGGAGCAAGUGAUCGGCGCACGGCUUCUUACUCCGCGGGGGCGAAUCAGCGUCAUACGCCAGGUGCAGCGACCCCAUCUCUGCUAUGAUCUCCUCCGGUUUGCAGCUUUCUUCAGUACGUUGGCGAUCUACACAGUGGCAGAGUUCCGAUUCACGGAAGAGGCAACUACGCGCGUUCUGGCCGAGAUCUCGGCCUUUCGACGGCUAUCCCCUCCCGGGAUUAGCCAUAUCGCCGUCGUCGUCGUCUUUACAGGAGACAUCACUGCGAUUCCGCCAGAGAUUCACUCCGACAUCUAUCGGACGUUGCGCGUCUGGGCUGGGAAAGUGCGGACAGCGUGGACCGAUCUCCUUUGCUCGGCGAGGAGACACCGUCGUGCCGGUGCACGACACGGACCUCCAGCUUCGCUUGUCUCGAAGCUCGCCAGUGGUCGCGCUCCCGGAGCUUCGUCCCUUCACGCCGCCCCAAUGAGUCAUCGUCGCGUCUCCUACUUCGACCUCCCCUCCAGCAUCCCCACCCUUUGGCAAUCUGCGCGGGCUCCUACUCUCUCCUACCGUGUUAAGGAGAACAGUGCGCCGCUAUUGAGCGAGGAAAAGUGGGACGCGUGGUGGGAAGACUAUAUCGAGCUCGCUUUCUGUCUAUUGGAGAUAGAGUUCCGUUGGUCAGAAGCGGCCCUGUUCGGAGAAGGUCCAGAGCACCCAGAGGACAGUGUGGAGCUUCUGAUAAUCCAAGCCUGGAGAACGGCGGAGCAAGGUGACCUGCUGGGAAUUAUGGUGGACGAUCUGCCCCUGGACAUCGUAUCGCACAGUGACAAGCAGCCUGGCACCCACGUAUUGUCUCGAACGCUCGAGCCGCACCUUGUGUGGUCCACGUGUACGGAGAUUGACGAGGACAAUUGUCUCUAUCCUUCCCAGGCGCUCUACCUGGAGAUCGACGUUACCGAUCUCACGUUUUGGGACCUGAUUGCGAGGCAAAACGCGGCGCAGGACGAGGAGAUAGAGGGAGCAGACGAAGAGGAGGAAGAGGAAGAGCCAUCGAGCGAACAACGAGAUGAUCCAGACUACGUACCAGAAAGCGAAGCAGGGAUAGUCGACGAAUCGAGCCAACCUCGGGACGAGGAAGAAGAAGAAGGAAACAAGCAAGCGGAGUCGGAGUUCGAAGGAUUCGAGGCUGAAGUGCGUGAUGCGGCUCGAGAAAGAGCGCAAGAGCACAGAAAGCGAAAGCGCUAGGAGACCACAGAGGGAAAGCGACCUGCGACAAACGAUCCGUCGAUCGGGGACCCGUGGCGUGAUCCGGAGCCGCCAGAAGAA